Molecule: messenger RNA, 9280 nt
Organism: Haemorhous mexicanus (house finch)
Lineage: Eukaryota; Metazoa; Chordata; Aves; Passeriformes; Fringillidae
Gene: CCNI2
Product: cyclin I family member 2
Exons: 6
Biological process (GO): mitotic cell cycle phase transition; regulation of cyclin-dependent protein serine/threonine kinase activity
Cellular component (GO): cyclin-dependent protein kinase holoenzyme complex; cytoplasm; nucleus
Molecular function (GO): cyclin-dependent protein serine/threonine kinase regulator activity
Source: RefSeq, a predicted model, not a curated record
GGUCGGGACGGGAUGGGGUCCCCAUCGCCCCCCGGGCGUUCUGCAGGGCUGGAGGAGCUGUCUGAGAGCUGGCGGUGCGGGAGCUGCUCGGUGUCGUUCUCAAGGACAGUCGAAACUAGCCAGAGGGAGAGAUUUUAAUUAUUAUUUCCCCCCAGCCACACAAGAGUAAACUUCUCCGUGCAUCAAACCCGUCAGAUAAGUCAUUGCCAGCUCUCCCUCUGUGAAACGGUCCGGCUUUGGAUGCUCUGACAUCCAGUGGCAGCCGAAGUUAGUCAUAUGUGAUUCCUGCUUUCAGGGAAACCUCAGAGAAUCCAGCUUUAGAAAUGUAGAGUAGUUUCCAGAGAAUUCACGUCACAUUGGGUUUUUUAAUGGAACUGUAGAGAUAAUGGUGUGAAUUUCCAGAAAAAAAAACUGUGAGGAAGCCCACAUUCACCAGUCCUUGGAAAGAAAAGCAGGAAUAUUAUAUCUAGUAACAUCUCUUUUCUGUUGUUAAAGAGACACCAAGAUGUAAGCCUUGAAAUAGUUUUAGGCUGGAUGUUCUCAUUGACUUGGUACUGAUAUGAUUCAGAGAUGUUUAUUUCCUGUAAAUACUCCCCUUAGUCUGGAGAGUGGGAUUUCCAAAAUGGUAUCUCCAAAGAUUAAACUGCUCUGAGGAAAACUUUUAAUUGGGAAUUCAUAAACCUCCUAAGAACAGAAAACUUUGAGCCUUUUUAUGGAAACCAUAAGCCUCUAUUUGUCAGAAACCUGAAAUCAGGUGAUAACAGGUUGCAGAGUAAUAGUUCCGCAAAUGGAGAGCCAAAUGUGUGAAAGAGGAUAAAUGCAGUAAUCUGGACUGCUUGACCCAAGAUUUCUCUAGCAAUUACACAGCUCAGCAGUGAAGAAGCUGGACUAUGUUGUUGUUCAACCAACUGACAUGUUUCCUGUCAUCGGGAACUUCCAGGGAAAAUGCCUAUCAGAAUUGCUCUAUCUGCAAACAAACGAGUCCUCUGGCUUCUUCUCAGUUCUCAGCACUGGAAAGGCAUCAAAAGAGGAAAUCAUCUUUAGCACAAGGAGCUGGGGUGUUGUUUUAUAAUUUUGUUUGGUUUUGUUUGUUUGUUUGAGCCAGUUUCCUCCUGGCUCAAACAGCUGCCGUGUAGAGUCCUGGACAUAUAGAGAGCUCAUGACUUGCCUUUUUUUUCUGGAAAAUGCCUUAGCCAGAGAGGCCAGGAUUUGGAAAGUGCCAGUUUUCCAGAAUCCCACCACGAAGAUAUCCUCCCCUGGUACAGAUAUCUCUCUGUCAGGUUACAGAAAAGUAGUUCUCUGGAUUGCAGAAAUCAGCUCCCAGUUCCAGUUUUACCCAUAAAUGUUUGUCCUAGCCACCAGCAUCUUCAACAGGCUUGUUUUCUUCUUCUCCCUUCAGGCCCAAUUAAAAUAUCUGCAGUGCAUUGCAAUUUCCUGCCUCGUCCUUGCAGCAGAAACCAAUGAAGAUGAGGUAAUACCAUCAGUGCAGACGCUAGCAGUGCAGAGCAGAUGUAAACACUCUCCAGCCGAGAUCUUGAGAAUGGAAAGAAUUAUACUGGAUAAGCUUCAGUGGGAUCUUUACACAGAAACACCAAUGGAUUUCUUAAACAUUUUCCAUGCCAUGGUGAUGUCCAGCUGGCCCCAUCUCCCACCCAGACUGCCUCAGAGGAAUCCUUCCCUCCACGUUGCACUCUUGACCAAGCAACUGCAGCACUGUAUGGCCUGCCACCAACUUGUGCAGUUUAAGGGCUCCACGUUGGUUUUGGUGAUCAUCACCUUGGAGCUGGAGAGGCAGACUCCUGGUUGGUUUCCUGUUAUUACUGAUCUGCUAAAAAAAGCACAGGUGAGCAGCACUGAAUUCAUGCACUGCAAAGAGCUUGUGGAUCUAGAGUUAAUGUGCUUGCAGGCACCCAAUGCUGUUAAUAUUUUCUACCCCAUCAGCCAAGCUGUGCAGGGCCAUCCCAAGGCAAGGCUUCCCUGCCAGCCCCCUUCUGAAUGGCAGAGUUCCCAACAAGGGAAGCUGAGGGUUGCUGUAAGCCAGCUUGUUACAGCACCUUUCACACCUACUACAGCCUAAAUUCCUGAUCAAACCACUGAGACUGAAGAAUGCUACCCCUCACUUUCAAGUUUAUGUAAAGACAGAAAUCUGGGGAAAGGAGGGACUUGGUCACCGCCCUGCAGCCCAGGGAUCCAGUUGGCAGGCAGCUACAAACUUCAUGGAGAACCAAAUGCCUCAGAGUUUAUUUUUAAAAUAGCCAUGAUGAAGUUUGACAGAUUGAGCCUUUCAUCCAGCUCAUACCAUUGUUCUCUCAUUAGAGCUGAUCUGGCUUGGCCCGUGGGAGCCGAACAGGAGCUGCUGCUGUCGAGGAAUGGGCAGCCCCCACUGCUGCCUCUGCAAGAGCUCUCAGGUGAACCAGGGUUCCAUUCAGCAGUGAGAAACUUGAAUCAAACCUCCAGUAUUCCUUAAGGCCUUACCUUGUAAUUCAGGGGUCUGGGAUCUGUGCUUUUUGCUGGUUAAGCCAUUACAGACUCUAUCACAGCUCCUAUGAAAUGUGGAAAAUCACUUGUCUACAAUCACCAUUGCCUUGAGCUCUCACCAACCAGCAUAUGCUGGUCAGGGCUUUUAAAAUUUAUUCUCUUUCCAGACUAGACAAAAUAAAAUGCUUUUAAUAAUUCCCUUCCACCACUAAAACAACCUUAUUUCUUACAAAUUUCUUAAUCUUCAUAGCAAAGUGGUUUUACAAAGGUCAGAUUAAACCACUCUUGCACUUUUAAAAACCAGCUUUACAAAUCCUUUUAAAAUUAGUGGAGGUUUUAUUUUAAAGAAUAGGCAUUUUUAGGUGAUUGUUACCCUAGUUUGAGGGUAUAAUUCAGAUAGUAUGGGAUGGGUAACAGCACCAUACCUGCCAUCCUGUCAGAGAACAGGACGGGGCUUCAUAUGGACUGGCACAGGCUAAAUUCUGAGCAGGUGUCUCAUGUAAUGACAUGGGAUAAAUAACUUGGAGACAGAGAUGGGACAGGAGCAAGGAGACAAAGCUGUGCAACUGCAGAACUCAUCAGUGCAAGAAGAUCGUUUCUGGCCUUCUCCCCUUCUUCAUUGUCUUAUCCUGUAGGAGAGGAAUUCCUGCACCAACCAUGCAGGACUGAUGUGCUGAGAAGCUGUUCACACUUUCUCAAGAUUUAAAUUUGCCAGAGUGAGCUCUGUGUGUGCAGGAAGAAAGCCAUUCAGCUCUUGAAACCACAAAGGAAGCCCCCAAGUGUUCCAGUAACAUCCAGUAAUGGAGACUUAAUGCAAAUAACUUGUGUGAACAGACAAGAGUUGGACCAGCAGUGAAAGCCACAGAAUUCCCAUGAGCUAGGUCACAGCUACCUCAGGCUGUGGAUGCUGUGCUAAGGGGGGGCCCUGCCCAGGCCUGAGAUGCUGCAGGAGCAGGACUUGGGGCUGGUUUAAACCACAUGAGGUUUGUGACCCCCCACAUUCUUGGGGGUCAGGCAGCAGCAUGCUUGGAACAUGGUAUUUAUUCAUGCUACCACAGGGAAGGUUCUCAUUUAAUGGUAGGGCUCUUCCCUCCUCCUGAGCAGUGCCUUCCUUUUCUCUCACAAGCUGUGAGUUGACUGCCUGGCUUUUGGGAGGAGGGAAGUUGUCUUUUAUAGUUUCCAUUAAAUAAAACAUCAGCUUGGUCUGCCUGUUCUCUGUGGCCCUGGAAUAGCCCAGCUGAAAGGUGAUUCCCAUACUGAUCCCUGCAGAAAACUGGGCUGUGUGAUGGGCCCUGCUUCCCUCCCAUCCCUUUGCCCUUUCUCAAGCAUUGUCACCAGCUGUGUGUACCCAUGGAAAUGGCAGCAGCAGAGUUCUACACAGUGAUUAACACGCUGUAACUCUACACCACAACAAUCCUAACCUCGUUUUUACCCCCACAGCUGUGAGCCUAUGGAUACACUUCUUGCCUGCAGCUGGAUGAUGUGUUAAAAUCCAUGAACAAACUUGCUUUUCAAAAUCCCUGCAGAUCUCUAUGAUCAACAUGCAAAAGUAUACAUUAAGAGAGGUUAAUUCCAAAAGAUAGAGGCAGUGCUGGAAGGCCCUUCAGGGCUCUGUGUUCCCAGUCAGGGUGCAAGAUGCCACUCUGGAAUGGGAACAGUUCACCUGGAGCCUGCCUGUGCUCCCAGGACACACUGCUGCUUCUCUGGCAGCACAGCUCCCUCCCACACAGCUAUUGCAGCACUGCAGUUACCAUGAAGGAACAAAUACUUCUAUCUUCGCUUCCACAGGCUAAAAAUGUCACUUACCUUUUCAUUCUGCCAUUGCUCAGAAUGGAACUUCCUACCCCAAAGAAUGAGCUGCCAGGUACAGGAAGGAGCUGCUCUUGCACAGGACCAUUCUUGUUACAGAUGGAGAUUUUUGGAUAGUGAGAAUAGCACCAAGUUUCUUUUUUUUCUAGCAGUACAGGGUCAGAAGCUUUAACACCUUUCCCCUCCCUGCCUGGACAAGUAAUAAUUGACAAGAUGAACACUCCCCACAGACAGCAGUGUCAGGAACAAUUAUUUUGCCCAGUGAGUUUCAGAGAGGAUGAGAGCUCACCCAUGUUAGCUCACCUGUUAGGGCUGUGUGUACAACAUGAGUUUAUUCCAACUGCAGCUCAACACACCACUGCAGAUGCCAUUUGCUACACACCAGUUACUGGUGAAAAUGUGCCAGAUUCAGUGAGUGCUAGCACAGGUCUGAUGUGCUUAUGGCCAGCUCUGUGAGAUUGUUGUUUUGGGGAAUAUUCACUCCCAGAACAACUACAGAGAAUGCUUAUAGAGUAUUUUCAAAGAGCUCUGACCUGGUAAAGUCCCUUCCCUUGGGGGAUCUUGGCCCAGGCGAGGCUCUCAAACCCAGACUCCUCUUGUUGUUGCCUCAAUUGAGGCCAGAUUUCCAGAUGCCUGAAGCUACCACCACCUUGUAAACAAAGCUGCAAUUACACCUGAAAUCCCCUAUGGUAAGCAUCCACAGAACUGUUUUCUGUGGCUGUAUUAAACCACCUACAGAAACAGCAAAGUACUUCAGAUCCUCCCACCCACCACAAUGCCCCCAUUCAUAACUCCAGCUAAAGAACCCGUGUCACAGCUCAUGCAGUCACCUAGGAACCACUGCAGGUGAGGAGGGAGCUGCCCCAUGUCAAGACAGCCCUCACUGGGGUGUUUCUGACAAUAAACCUGACUCAGGGGCACUAAUUGUGGAGGGUGUGUAAUGACCUUGGAGAAGAGUUGCACAAAUAAAUAAACUCCUGUGGUCAGAGAACUGACCAACAGACAAGAAAACUGCAAAGGGAAGAGUAAUGAAAUAGUUAUACCUCAUUUGUGGCAUUGCAGCAAUACAGUUUUUUUUUUUUUCUCCUGCUAAUUGACUUUGUUGUGUUAAAUUGAAUUUGAGCAGUACUUACAUUUCAAUUCUUUAGGAAGGCAGAAAAGUGCACUGAGAUGGAGAGAUGCAUUAACUUCUGGCAGGCCUCAGAGCCCCCUCCCAUUCCUCCUCAGCAGAUAUGCAACUGGAAUCCCCCAUGUGACCUAACUAUGGUCAUGACAAACAGAACUUAAUCAAAUCUUCUGAGCAAUUUGGAAAAAGAACAAAAAGCUUCUCUUCCCAAUUUACCUAUUCUGCUGGGAAUGUAACUUGACAAAAGCUCCAAGCCGGAUGAAAGCUUUGCCAAAGGAAUUAGAGUGGCUGCCUCAAAAGAGAACACAAACAAGUUUAAAACAGUCCUCAAAGCAGCAGCAAAGGCUGUACCAUAGCUCAGCCUGAUGGUCACACACAGCUUCAGCUUUCCCACAUUCCGGGCAGGCACCACAGACUUGAGGACAGACAGAACCCUCCUAAGCAGACUUCCAGCUCUGAAUUCAUGGCCCCAAGACACAGCUGUGUCAGACCCUGGUGCUCCCCACCUGGUCCCACUUCCCCUGGCACAAGUGGUGGCUCAUCCCUGCCCACUGUGGGAGCAGGGACAGGCAGGGGUGAACAUGUUUGUCAUGGGGUUUCAUCCCUAAUGCCUGCAAGUGGCAGCAGUCUCCACAGCUUCUCCACGUGUCCAGUUCAGUCCUUUUCAGGCCACAUAUCUGUUACAGCUGCAGUCUAUUUCCCAGCUCUGACUUAGGCUAAGGGCAUCCGGAGGGUUUAGAGACUGUCACUUGUCACACACCCUAGGGACAGGCACUCAGUGUUUGGGGCAGUCAGAACCUCUACACCAGCCUCUCUGUCUCUCGGGGGGUUAGAGUGACACAAUGUCCUCCGUGGGAGCCUUGGAGGGCUCCUGUCACACACUCCCCAUUCUCAGCCUUUGUCCCACUGUAGUCACACCACCAGGAUGAGGCAGGGGCACACCACUGUGGUCACACCACCAGGAUGAGGCAGGGGCACAGGAUGAGGGUGAGAUCUCUUCAAAGCUCCUCCCAAAGACUGGCUUUUGGCCACUCCUCCCCUCCCGCCUCGGGGCAGUGGGGAAAGCAGCAGUCGGGGAAAAAGGGAGGGAGAUUGGGGACAGCAGCUGCCAAGACACAGAGGUGCACAGGGGACAUCACACUUUAAUCAGAGGGCAAUGGGGUUAAUGAGGGGAAACUGGGAUCACAGAGGGACAGAGGACAUUGUUCUGGUUAUACCUGGUGUACAAACCAUGGUUUUAACAGAUGUUUGUUAAACAAGUCAGUUUUGUUUUUAUUAAACCCAGCUUUGGUACAGGUCAUUCCUGAGAUUCAUUUACAAGGUUGUUUAGAACAAAAAUAAACUGGAGCCUCUCCCUGUUCCUGUGUGAAGUUACUGGGGCACAGACAUCACAUUUUGUUUUUCCCCCUUCCUUUUAAGAAAAGUGUUUGUGUAAGGGGAAGUCAGUCUGUUACAAACACAGAACUUACACCAGGAACACCGAGUCUCCAGCUUUAAACCAUCUCUCCUCCAUUAAUAAAUAACAUUUAGUUGUGCUUUGACAUGGUUCCCUUGGCACCCAUCACAUCCCAGAAGGAUGAGCAGAGCCCAGACUGGCCAGGCAGGGUUACCUGGCCCCAAAGCAGCAGAGGGGAGGUGGGCAGGGAGCUCUGGGCAAGGGGUUACGGUGUGAGGCACCAAGUGCAGCCCUCAGAAAACUGAAGAGAUGAAGGUUGGGGCAUUUUGGUUAUAAAACCUGUAAGUAUACAGAAGCAAGCUGCACAGAAGUUAUUGUUAUGAAAGGUGAGAAUCCAGCUGAAAGAUUAGGGAUGUCAAACUAGGGAUGUCAGAUUAGGGACAUCAGGCUCCCCAGUUACACCCCAAAACCAGACUGAGGAGAGGACCUGCAGGACCCUGUUAUUGCAGCAGCUCGAGCAGCAAAGCUGAAAGCUCCUGACACUACCCCAGCUUUGUCCCUCACCUCUCUGGAGUCAGUCAGUGUUAACUCCCUUGGGCUAAGAGCCCCAAAAGAAGCAUUCUGGAUUUAGUGCCAGCUGUGCAGCAGCGUGAAUUAGCAGUUUACCUUUUGGCAAGUGUCUUGGAUUUCAACUUUACCAAGAAACCUGAUUAAGCAAACUUUUCCCCAUCAAAAGACACGGUGAAUUUUAGUCCUUGCUACAUAUUCUCUUCUGUGCAAUAUAUUGCAAGCUUAAAGGUGUAAGCACCAAUUAAUUUCUUCUGCAUGAGAUGUUUUGGCCUUAAUAAAUCUUCUAAUUAACAUAUCUUCCUGUUGUUAAGGAGUACGCACUGGGAAGACUAAAGAAGCUAUAGAAAGAACAAAAGAAAAUCAGUGUUUAAGUUUCAGUUAUUUACAUUAAGACAAGACAGCAUGAAAGGUCAAAGCACCAAUCUAUUGUACAGACAGUUGAGUUUAACCCAUUGCAGAAGCUCUCACAGCUGCCAAUGUCUUGUUUGGAACUGGUAAUCAAAGGAUUGAUUUAAAAUUUUAAUGAAAAGACUGCUGAUGGAACAGGAGAAAGGACUGCUGAUGGAGACCCCCAAGAGCAGCCAACCAACCCACAUAGAUGGAGCAGUGGCUUUGCAGGGUCCUCGCUCCAUUCCAUCCCUCACAGCUGCAGAGCUCUCCAGAGGGAACAGUUAAGGACAAGGCUGGGUUUGUGGGGCUGUCUCCUGAAGGAAAGUGCCAUCAUGCCAUGUCCCAGGGCCUUGGCCACCGGGCUUGGGCUCAGGAACUGCAAAGCAUGGGCAGCACCUACCUCACUGCUUCUCUAACAAACCUAUGCAUUUCUCCUCCUCCUCAAAGCAUCUCCAGGAGCUCUGCACAAGUAUUAAUGAAUGCUCUUAACACUGCCCCUCUGCAAAGACACUUGCCAAUGCAAGUGAUCUGAAUCACCAGGUGGCCCACCUUUAAAAGCAUCAGCUGUUCCACCACCUUUGGUUCCCUGAAUUCUGAAUGUACGUGCUCCUCUCUGGUCUCCCAGAUUUGGCUUUAAAAUGUAUUGGGAUGGAACAGGAUGUAAACAUUUUGUACAAACCACUUGGUAUCAACUGGUAAUUCUCUAUUAAAGCUUUUGCUUAAAAGGUUUCCAGCUACAUAUUCCAAAAAAGCUUGGAGAGGCAGCCAGGAUCACCAGCCUGGUUUUGUUCUUCAAGCUGGGGCUGCAGAAAAACCUCCCACCAGAAGCACUGCUACAGCAAACACUGCAUCAGCCAAACUCCACAUUAGCAGUGCCUUAAGUGCAGCACUGAUCUCAGUCCAAUACCAAAUAAACCCCAGAAGGGCCCAAAGUUGAGUGAAUAUAAUUUGGUAUAUAGCAAUGGCCCAGAAGAGACACUGAGAACAAACCUUUGGGUAAAGCUUGAGCAGCUUUCUGAAAGCAGAGCACCAAACUAAAGCUGUGCUCUUUUGCUGGCCUUGACCUAAGUGUAUAAUGUCCUUCUCCAGACAAGGAACACAGCUUUGGAUGCACCCCCAGGAAACCUGUAGCAGGCGCAGGGCCGGCUACGGCUCCGUGGAGGGAUGUUUAGAGAUAGGUAUUUGCUGAGUCAUAGGAAUUGAACCAGGAGUCCUCACUCUGGUCCUCCAGGCCUGCUUAUCUCUCUGUGACCCCAUAGGCUAGUUUCCCUAACCCUUACAAUUGGUCAGUUUUCAAUCCUCCCUAACCCUAUAAAAGAGGCUGUCUUGGCCCAUUUCUUCAGAAGAGCAGCUUCAAGACCCUUCACGAGACCCUCAGAAUAAACCAUCGUGGAACCCUUGGCUGCCUUCUCCUCUCUCAUCUUCAUCUGCCUUCCAGAAGCCACGGCCAGCCACAGCCCCUACGAGCAAGCUAAGAGCUGAAAUCAUAAAAGAGCUGAUUUUCACUAAGA